AUGGCUUCAGCAGGAGCAUCUGCAGUGUUAGGAGCGGAUGUGACCUUGAACCCUGGUGCCUCCACGACUCCUUUCAUCACAUUGCCCCUUCCCCCAUCCACUACUGGCCCUGCACAUCAGCCACUUUGGGAACAGCAUGUGCCACCCCUCAUGACCCCAUCAUUCCCUCCUGGCCAACCCCUGGUGCUGCUGGCUUUGCCCAGGACACCUCUCGUGGCAGAGGAUGCUGCUCAUGGUUCUAUUGGGACUGGGGCUUGCAACAUUGUUGUACAGGUCAGGUCAGAAGCAGGACAACCACAGCCCUCCCAGACUCAGACCAUUGUCCUGACACAGGCCCCCCUCAAUGGCAGUGCCCCAGGGGCCCCCUGUGGGGGUGCUGUGUGUCCUGCACCCUUAUUCUUGCAAGCCUCUUCAGUAGAGACUAUUGUGCCUGCCUCAGCUAUGGGGGGCACCCAAGCCCAUGAGAGGGGCUGGUUUCCUGACCUUUCUCCCCAAGCUCCACAACCAGCUGCCCAACUGGCCCCCAUCAUACCCCCAGUGAACCUUGGGCCACAGCCACAUGGGGUUUCCGGUGAGAAUAGCCUGGCCACCACCCAGUCCAAUGCCUCGCCAGAUGACUCCUGUAACCCCAACAGUGUGUACAAAAACUUCCGACGCUGGCAGAGCUUCAAGGCCCUGGCCCGGAGGCACCUUCCCCAGAGUCCUGAUACAGAAGCUCUUUCCUGCUUUCUCAUCCCAGUGCUCCGGUCUCUGUCCCGCCUGAGGCCCACCAUGACAUUGGAGGAGGGAAUGUGGCGGGCCAUGCAGGAAUGGCAGCACAAAAGCAACUAUGACCGGAUGAUCUAUUAUGAGAUGGCAGAAAAGUUCAUGGAAUUUGAAGCAGAGGAUGAGAUGCAGAUUCAGAAGUUGCAGUUGAUGAAGGGGGCACAGGGCCCACCUCCUCCAGUUCCACCAAGACCUGAUCCCCAGGGGCCCCCAGCCCCAGUGGUGGACCCACAGGCAGCACCUGUUCUCAGGAAAACCAUACCCAGGGCCCAGCAAGCCCACAGACACCAGAGGACCCUGGAGACUGAGACACCAAAUGAGAUUCCUCCUGAGGCAGUGAAAGAGUACAUGGACAUCAUGGACGAGCUGCUAGGGUCUGCCCACUCUGCCACAGGACAGCCAGGUGAAGAAUGCAAAGAGGAUGGAAAGGAGUUGCAGCAGAAAGAGGAUGAGAACUACCCAGACCUUGGUCUCCUGAGCUACAUUGAGGAGCUUUGCUCCCAGGAAGACUUCGUCACCAAGGUGGAGGGAGUCAUUCACCCCCAGUUCAUGGAACAAUUGAUUUUCCCAAAAGUACAGCUGGAUCUCUUGGGCCUAACUGAAGAGUUGGAACAGGAAGAAGGACUCACUCCUGCCCAGCUGGUAGAGAAGCGACUCCUGGCCUUGAAGGGAGAGGAGGGUGUGCAGCUACCCCCAAGUCACCAUGCACCACUGUUGGACUCAGGUCCCUCUGAGUCUGUGGUUGGCCAAGAUGCCCAGAGAUGUGACCGCCCCCAGCUGGGGGUCAGUGACAAAGCCUGCCCACCAGAGACGAACUUCAAGGAUCAUCAAAGGCACGGUCAAACAGAAGCCCAUCUGUCCAGGCCCAAAGCCUUUGCUGUUUCUUCAGGACAUCAGGAGUACCCAGCACUCCAGGCUCACCCCUCUCCUCCCCAGGGUCAUGGGCAUACUUACUCUGGCCUGGGACCCAGGGAUGCAUUCAUUCCCAGGGAGGCCUCUCCUGUUAGGGAUACACAUAGGCCAAUGGACAGGUCCAGAGAAAAUGAGGAGGACCUCCCCAGCCUGGCCUUCCUCUGGACCUCUCCUGAAAGCCUACUACCCUCUGGUCUCUCUCUGAGUCCUGUUCCUUCCUCAGGCCUUGCCUGCCCUGGAGGUUGGGGACCCCGGGGACCUGCCCAGUCCCAGUUCUUUCAGACACUAGGCCUCAGCCGAGUUCCCCCUGCAGCUUCCAAGUCUGGAAAUGCUCUAGGUGAGGACCCAGCCCAUGCUAAAAAGAUCCCUAUUCCAGGAUCCAACCUCAGUGUCUCUGGGAAGCCAGUAUUGGCUCUGGAGAUGGUUUGCUCCUCACAGCCUCAAAAGAGAAAGCAUGGCCAGUCUGUCACAGAGAGGAGUAGUAAGCGGCAUUACACUGAGUAG
This is a messenger RNA of Artibeus jamaicensis (Jamaican fruit-eating bat), 2181 nucleotides long. RefSeq names its product NUT family member 2G-like. The record is from RefSeq and is a predicted model, not a curated record. NCBI's taxonomy places the organism in Eukaryota, Metazoa, Chordata, Mammalia, Chiroptera, Phyllostomidae. The transcript is spliced from 7 exons. The coding region runs from base 1 to 2181 and encodes 726 amino acids.